AUGUUGGCGCAGGACGCCUCGGCCUCUUCCUCUUCCUCUUUCUCGAUCGCCUUGCAACUAGCGCCAUAUCAGUCCGCCGUCUUUCAGAAGGCCACGACCAGAAUGCAGGUCCUCUCCACUCCACCAGAUCUCGCUCCCUCGCCUGUCGGUAAGAAGCUUAACUUGCCCGCAACUGCUGCAGCUUCCUGCCCGAAACCAUCACGCAGGCAGAGCUCCUCCAGCCCCUCGCCACCAUCCACCGAGUCUGGCUCCAGUGCUGAUCCCGCAUCAGCAACCAACACUCCUAUCACUUUGGCCUCCGAUUCGAGUGCUAGCAGCAUCUCCAGCCGUACCGCUGCCUUCCACCGCCAAGCAACUGUCUGUCCCGCAUUUUCGCUUCAAACACAGCCACCUGUCCGCAUCAGACCAACCCUUGCCAACAAGCGAGUUCUUUCCGAAGGCGAGGUCAUCCUCCCCCGACCUGCCAAGAGGAGUCGCAUGCCAUACAACCCCAUUCUUCGCAAGCGAUCCUGCAACGCUCUCCAGUCCCCCUCCUCUUUCGUGCCCAGUGUGCCCGCAAUCGCUUCCUGGCGUGCGGCUUGCGAACAACGUCGCCGACGUCAGGUCGCAAAGUCCAAGUCCAAGCGUCAACCUGUCAGUCUCAAGCGUGCAACAGCCUCGGCUCUCCGAAACGCAUCUUGCUCGGCUUCGUCCAAGUCGGCUCGCUCCACCGAUACCGAGUCUGACCGCAUCAUCAGGUCUUAUGCGCUUCCAGAGCUGCGAUUGCUCUCUGCCACUCGCACCGCUCCCAUUGGCUGGUCCAAUUUCGCUGGAGCCAAAGCCUUUGCGCCGCGCAUGAUCGAGGUGUACGAUGAACGCGCUGCCAAACGUGCCCCUGAACGAGAGCGUUUCUGGCCCAUCGUUGACCGCCAGCUCGACUACACGGGCGCACGCAUGCUGUCGCACUCCAACUCGUCCCAUCGCUCCCUAAUAUUCUCCAACUCCUGCACACAUUCAGGCGCCAACAAGCCCUCGUUUGAUCCACCCGUCUCUCCUAAAUCGGGCUUGCCAGUAUGCACACAAGCUGUGGCCUCUUCCGAUGAGGACCGUUCGCCCUUGACACCACAUGAACCCGCACAACGUCUUGCGCCAGAGUUGCCACGUUGUCGCGCUUCUCAAUACGCGCUCGAUGCUGUAGAAAACGAGUCACGCCGCAAGUCAACGAUGCCGCUCUCGCCAGCCGUUACCCUGUCUGCCGUUAUUGACUUUACUCGUGCCCUAGCCAGUCAGAAGGAGCAGCAGCAGCGCGACGCGGCUCAGCUGGCACGCAACGCUUACGGCCAACCAGUCUACUCGCCACCGAGUUCCCCCCAGGCAACCUCCGUCGCUGUUACUGUCAAAGGCAGCGAACCGGACCUGGCAGCCCACACGCCCCUCCGAAUCGCUCCUAUCGCCCUCGCCCCCACCGGUACUGCUUCCGACUCUCAUCGCGGCAGUGACUAUUUCGGUCACUGGGAGACCUACCUCUGCAACGUUGGCAAAGAGUCCACCUUUUGA
Sporisorium graminicola is the source of this 1536-nucleotide messenger RNA. RefSeq lists its product as uncharacterized. The coding region runs from base 1 to 1536 and encodes 511 amino acids. The record is from RefSeq and is a predicted model, not a curated record. The transcript has a single exon. Lineage: Eukaryota; Fungi; Basidiomycota; Ustilaginomycetes; Ustilaginales; Ustilaginaceae.